GUUAGACUAGCCUAGAGACUUAAAACUUAUACAUAUUAUAGAAGCCUCAGUGUCAAAAUGGAAGACCACAGGAACAUAACUAAUGACUCCCAACUGCCAAUUGAGACACAUUCUAAAGGCUCUUCAUCGUAUACGCAAAACUACAUCAAUUUCUUGUUAAUGUUAAUCUUUGCCACUCCUGUAUUGAUUGUUUGCUUUUCACGCUUUUUCGGAAAAUUGAAAAGAUUUGCGUUACAGCAGUUGCAGCAAAUGCUAACAAAAACAAGAUCCAAAGACAAAGUUGGUCAAACUGAGGAAAUCGAGGUUGAAGGAAAGGAAAUUAUAUACCAGAUGACUAGUACAAUACCUGGAAAAGUAAUAAUAAUUAAUAUUAAAAAGUUUUACAAUUCGGACGGUACUAUCAAGCGAACCAGAAUAGGGUCUGAAAUUGAUGUUAAGAAUCUAAAAAGAAUAUUUCAGAAAAUUGGCAUGGAAGUUGACACUCAACCAACAUUGACAACUAAAGAUAAAAUAGAGAAAUAUUUAAAUAUUUGCUCAGAAGAAGAUUAUUCGGCAUAUAACAUGCUAGUUUUGGUCGUCAUGUCUCAUGGAGGUCAAGAAAAAGUUCAAGCAGAAGGACACGGUGAAAAAAUCAAAUUAAACAAAUUUGUACAUGCUUUUCAAGUUAACAAGUCAUUACAAAAAAAACCUAAAAUAUAUAUUUUUCAAUGCUGUAGAGGUAAACUUCGAAACACGAUUCCUAUACCAGCAAGUCAUAAUCUUGAUGAUAAUUGUGACAGUGAUGAAACUACACAAACUACACAAUUAGACGAUAGUGUUAUGAUCUUUUCGACAAUUGAAGAUCAUGUAUCAUACCGUUUCUCUACGGGAUCGUGGUAUAUAGACUCUUUGUGUGAGGCAUUUACACAGAUCGGAAAGUCAGGUGAAAUUUGCCAAAUUUUAACUUUAGCCAACUGUUUCGUGAGACAAAGGGAAAAACAGAAUAAGCAAAACGAGAUAGAAAAACAGACAUCGGAAUUUACAUCACAUCUUACAAAGAGUCUUUUCUUUAACAAUUCACCUGACAAGAUGCCAAUAACAAAAGUUCUCGAGUCAUACAAUAUGGAUGGUCUGAAGCCUGGUAAAGCUAUCAUCAUACACAUAAACACAUCUCACGAUAAACCUCAAACAGCUAUUUUUAAAAGAAAUGAAACUGCGAGUACUAUAAAUAAACUUAGUUAUGUUUUACGACAAGAAAGAAAAAUGGAUGUAGAAGCCUUUUUUGUAACUUCAAGGGAAGAAAAAAGAAACAUUUUGUUGAAGUAUGCUGAUGACAAUUACAUCAACCACGCUACGUUUAUGUGUAUUGCGCUGAUGGAUGAUUGUGUUGAUACGCAAAACCUCAUGAAUGAAAUGGUCAAUUUAUUUGACGCAUCAUCUGGGCUUCAAGGAAAACCAAAGAUUUUUCUAUUCUAUUCGAGCGAUGCCUGUGCAUCUUAUAACGGUACAAAUGCAAAUGAAAGACAGAAAAAUGAGUCACUAACUGAACCAUAUUUAGCCGAUAGUCUGGUAGUAAUCGCUUCAGCUCCAGCACACAAUACAAGUUGUGACGCAAAAACAUUACAGUGUUUCUUACAACAGUUGUGCAAUGCUUUUGAAAAAUAUUCAAACAAGGAAGAGAUUUGUGAGUUUAUGACAAGACUGAAGAGAUCUAAUUGCACGCAAAGACACACAGAAAGCCAAACAUUUGCGACAUGUUUUACUUCGAGGUUAAGUAAAAACUUGUACUUUCCCAUUGAAAAAGAAGUCAGAUUUGUAGACGGUGAGAACUUGGAGAGCUGGAUCCAUUGCACCAAACACUCUCAACAUACAGACUUUAUAUCCGUGCCCAGCUUUAGCCUCGACCAUCUGCCUGAACCCUUCAAGGAUGCUGACAUUGUCAGGGCCAUCGUUUUGUUGGCAGGACUGACAGUUAAAAUACAAACGUUCUGCGCUAGUGAGGCCAGACCAGACAGCCAUAACGGCAUACCCUACCCCAGGUACAGCCCCUCUCAAAUUGUUUCUAGACUGGGGACAGGCAAAAUACAUUCCAUCAGUGUUUACCCAGAGGAUGGGGAAGAACAUUGCCGGUGUAAGACAUGUGAAAAAGAUCAAACCAUUACCAAAGCAUGGGGCAAAGUGUCGAUUCUUACAGCCAAGCAUGUUGUGUUUGAUGAAGUUGAAGCUAAGAGUACACGUUGUUUUUGGGCGUACGACAAGGAAAACUGUACUUCGAAGAUAUUUGAAGGUAUCGGCAUUAGGAAAACAGCCCUCGAAUAUGAUAUGUGUUUAUUUGAAUGCGCCACACAUCAGAUAGGUUUGUUAAAGAGUUUAAAGGUCACGCUAGAGAGUUACACGUCAUUGUGUUCACGAGUUUACGAAAAAUUUAAGCAUAAACCGGAUAAAAACUUGGCUAUUGUAGUCUCCCAUCCUCAUGGGUGGGCCAAGCAUGUCUCCAUUGGGAAGGUUGUUACAAAAGAUAAACUGGAGAACGAAGAUACCAGAUACACCUAUGACGCCCACACCUGCCCAGGGUGCAGUGGCGCACCUGUGUAUGUGCUGGAGAAGAAAUAUGGUUGGUGGACUACACACCUGCAUAGUGCAUCAAUAACUGGGGGUAGUAUCAGUGGGAGGGCGUGGAUGUAAAUGGUGGACCACACACCUUCAUAGUGCAUCAAUAACUGGGGGUAGUAUCAGUGGGAGGGCGUGGAUGUAAAUGGUGGAGGCAUCAGUGGAUGUAAAUGGUGGAGGCAUCAGUGAAUGUAAAUGGUGGAGGCUUCACUGGAAGAGUGUGGAUGUAAAUUGUGAGACAUCAGGGGAAGGGUGUAGAUGUAAAUGGUGGAGGCAUCAUUUGAAGGGGUUGUUGAUAUUUACAUCACUGAUGAAAAAUCAAUGGUAUAUUAUUAUUAUCUAUUGGAUCCGUCUUUAUGAGACAGUUUUGUUUGCUUUUACUUUUCAUUAAUGUUUAUUUGUAGAAUUAUCUAAGUAUUUAAUAGUAUGGUUUGAGUUAGAUUUGAUACACAUUUUGAAUACAUUUUUGUUAGAAGUUUUGAAGAUUUAUAAGUUGAUAAUUAUUAUUACAUUUAUUUCGUGUUUGAAGCUUUUUGAAAGCUCUGGUGGGCAACCAUUGUGAUUAUGAUAAUUGUUUUGCACAAGAACGUA
Molecule: messenger RNA, 3180 nt
Organism: Physella acuta
Lineage: Eukaryota; Metazoa; Mollusca; Gastropoda; Physidae
Biological process (GO): proteolysis; apoptotic process; positive regulation of neuron apoptotic process
Cellular component (GO): cytoplasm
Molecular function (GO): cysteine-type endopeptidase activity
Source: RefSeq, a predicted model, not a curated record